UUAGCCGUUAGCUGGUCCCCGGCUGUCAGGUGCUCAGAGCGGUGACAGCUGAAAAUAACAUUUCUAUCUCUAGCUGUGCGCUCAGUACAAUCGCCACGAUGUUCGAGGAGGCUAGUGAAAUGUUUGACAACAUGUUCAAAUCUUCGUUUCCCCUCACCUUCAUUGUGUUUUAAUUCCCCGCGGUGUUGAUCCUGGUGUCACCGCUCCCGGCCGAGGCGGCACAUGAGUUCACGGUGUACCGCAUGCAGCAGUACGACCUGCAGGGACAGCCCUACGGCACCAGGAAUGCCAUCCUGAAUACAGAGGCUCGUACUGUGGAGGCAGAGGUACUAAGUCGUCGCUGCGUUAUCAUGCGACUCGCAGACUUCUCCUACGAAGAGUACCAGAAAGCCCUGCGCCAGUCAGCAGGAGCUGUGGUCAUCAUUCUGCCAAAGAACAUGUCUGCUAUGCCCCAGGACAUAGUACAGCAGUUCAUGGAGCUGGAGCCGGAGAUGUUGGCCACCGAGACCAUCGUCCCCGUCUACUUUGCCAUGGAGGACGAUGAGCUGCUGUCCAUCUACACCCAAACCCUGACCUCUUCCUCCUCACAGGGCUCCUUAUCAGCAGCCGAAGUGUUGCUGCAUACGGCCACAGCCAACGGCUUCCAGAUGGUCACCAGUGGAGCACAGAGUAAAGCUAUCAGUGACUGGGCCAUCACCAGUCUAGAGGGUCGUCUGGCUGGAGUUGGAGGAGAGGACCUCCCCACGAUUGUUGUGGUCGCUCACUACGACUCCUUUGGUGUUGCUCCAUGGCUGUCGUACGGGGCAGACUCAAACGGCAGCGGGGUGUCCAUGUUACUGGAGCUGGCUCGCCUCUUCUCAAAACUUUACACCUACAAGAGGACACACGCUGGGUACAACCUGCUGUUCUUUGUUUCUGGUGGAGGAAAAUUUAACUACCAGGGCACCAAACGCUGGCUGGAGGACAAUCUGGACCAUACAGACUCCAGUUUGCUGCAGGACAAUGUAGCCUUUGUGUUGUGUCUGGACACUCUGGGGAACGGAGACUCUCUGCACCUCCAUGUGUCCAAACCUCCGAAAGAGGGAACUCCUCAGUAUUCUCUGCUUAAGGAGCUGGAGAUGGUGGUUGCAAGCCAGUACCCAGAGGUCAAGUUCUCCAUGGUCCACAAGAAAAUCAACCUGGCCGACGACAUGCUGGCCUGGGAGCACGAGCGCUUUGGGAUCCGCCGGCUGCCGGCCUUCACGUUGUCCCACCUGCCGUCCCAUCGCCUGGCUCAGCGCUCCAGCAUCAUGGACGUGCGGUCAGUGUCCCCCUCCUCUCGCCACGGAGCGGGAGAGCCCCCUGCUGGGCCUCAUGUAGAUGUGAAGAAACUCGGCAGGAACACCAAGCUGGUAGCAGAGGCACUUGCCCGGGUCAUCUACAACCUCACAGAGAAGGGGGCUCCUGGGGACCUGCAGAUCUUCACUGAACAGAUGGUGCAGGAAGAGCAGCUAUCAGCGGUGGUGGACUGGCUCACAGCGCAGCCGCGAGCUGCUCAGCUGGUGGACAAAGACAGUAGUGUGGUGUCCACUCUAGAGUAUCACCUUGGACACUACCUCAAGGAUGUCAAGAGACACUACGUCAAAGCUGACAAAAGGGAUCCAGAGUUUGUAUUCUACGACCAGCUGAAGCAGACUAUGAAUGCUUACAGAGUGAAGCCUGCUAUUUUUGACUUGCUGCUGGCUGUCUGCAUUGCAGCCUACUUAGGGAUGAUGUAUCUUGCUAUCCAGAACUUCGGAGUCCUGUACAGUGUUGUCCGUAGAAUCACCCAACCCAAGGCGAAGGCCCAUUAAGGUGCAGAACAACAAUUUUUUUUCCAAAUCCCACCCUGUCCCUCAAAUCCAAAAACUUUAACCAGUAAGAACGCAGAAGCUGGGUCGAGCUGCUGUUCACAUGAUGGUUUCCAAACCAGCAGAAUCACUUCCAUUUGUUUCACCCCGCUCCACAAACUAUGAUGUCAGAUCCUGUCCUGCUGCCAACUUAAUCCAUUUGGUCUCUUGGGCCGGAAUAAUCAGGAAUCAUUUUUCACUCCCCCUGUCUUCACGAACACAGAUGUCUUGUCAUUCAUUUAGAAUAAUCCCUCAUGUUGGAAAUAUUCGAUUAUUUAACACCUGUUAGGGAUAUAAAGCGUUAUGUCCACACCUCUGAGACCUAGAAAAGAUUAAGUUUCUGAUGUCGCUGUUCCACCGAUGUCGCCUCCUCAGUCCUCCUCUCAGUAUACUGAACGAGUGAUUAUUCUGCCAAACUGAUGUGUUUUUGUCAAGAUCUGUUGUGAAAGGACAGGUUUAUUUUUUUUUUUUAAAUCUGCCUCAAAUACAACACUCACACUUUAUAAAGACGUUUACAGAGUUCUUAUUUAUUGUAAUAGUUUUUUCUCUUCACGCUGACAAUGACAGCACUCAGUCUGUGCAAAACACCCAAUAUUCAGCUGAAGAUCUUAAUGUGUUUUCUUUGUGUCAAACUGGAAAGAUUAACAUUAGAAGAUAACCAUUUGGCCUCAUUUAAGCCUCAAAAUAACUUAAUGAUACAUCACAUAAUGCAGAGAAAUGUGUCUUCCAUCUCUUCAGGGCUGCAGCUAAUCUUCUGUCACGAUCGACCGAUCUGUUGAUUAGAUUUAUCACUAAUCAAUCGCUUUUACAAUAAAAUGUCAGGCAAUGGUGAAAAAUGAACGCUGUCAGAUUCCAAGGUGACAUCUUCAAAUUGCAUUUACUGUCAGACGACUAAAGAAAAAGGCAAAAUAUAAGUUUACA
Messenger RNA from Plectropomus leopardus (leopard coralgrouper), 2789 nucleotides. RefSeq names its product nicalin (gene ncln). Gene Ontology annotation, biological process: regulation of signal transduction. Gene Ontology annotation, cellular component: membrane. The record is from RefSeq and is a predicted model, not a curated record. Lineage: Eukaryota; Metazoa; Chordata; Actinopteri; Perciformes; Serranidae.